AUGGAUAUUUCUGUGUGUCUUCAUUUGCCAUCUUCACAUUAUUUUUUGAGAAUUUUGAAUUUUACCUUAAAUUCACCUGGAAAUCGUAUUUUGCAGGCAUUACUGAAAAUUAUGGCGCAGAGGGGACAUUUACUUCGAUCGCUAUCAAGAACGAAAGUUGCAAAAGCAUUAGCAGGAGUGGAUAUGGAACAAACAGAAGUAGUUCGGAUGGAUAACGGUAAGACUGCACGACGUGAAGCGCGUUGUGUGUUUGAAUGCUCCUGGGAAGUUGCUAACAAAGUUGGUGGCAUUUACACAGUAAUUCGUAGCAAAGCAGCAAUCACCACCGAAGAGUAUGGCGACCAAUACUGCUUACUUGGUCCAUUACGUGAAGGAAAAUGGCAAUUAGAAGUAGAACAAGUUGCUCCUGAAAGUCUUCACAUUGCAGAAGCUAUUGAUAAACUUCGAGAAGAUGGAUUUGAA
This is a messenger RNA of Thelazia callipaeda (thelaziosis nematode), 462 nucleotides long. Lineage: Eukaryota; Metazoa; Nematoda; Chromadorea; Rhabditida; Thelaziidae. The record is from the annotation of a GenBank genome assembly.